Aphis gossypii (cotton aphid) is the source of this 600-nucleotide messenger RNA. RefSeq lists its product as uncharacterized. The record is from RefSeq and is a predicted model, not a curated record. Lineage: Eukaryota; Metazoa; Arthropoda; Insecta; Hemiptera; Aphididae. The coding region runs from base 1 to 600 and encodes 199 amino acids. The transcript has a single exon. Gene Ontology annotation, molecular function: nucleic acid binding.
AUGAAUGGUGAUACAUUCUAUGAAUGGUUUGUACGUAUUCUGCCAUUAUUAAAAGAAAAUGCCAUAAUUGUGAUGGACAAUGCCUUAUAUCACUCGGUGAAGAAAUGUAAAAUACCAAAUAUGUCUUGGAAAAAACAAGAAAUCGUAGAUUGGCUCGAGAGUAAAGGUGAGAUUGUUAUCCAUCCGAUGUGUAAAAAUGAUUUAAUGAAAGAAGUGAGAAAAUUAAAAGAUGCAUACGACAAAUACGUGAUUGACGAAUACGCGAAAGACAAUAAAAAACUCGUAUUGCAAUUACCGCCAUACCAUUGCGAGCUAAAUCCGAUAGAGCUCGCGUGGUCAUCAGUAAAAAGUUAUGUUCGGACACACAACAACACAUUUAAAAUAAAGGACGUACUUGAGCUACUAAAAAAAGGGGUGGAACAUGUAACACCAGAAAUGUGGACUAAUUUUGUCGGACAUGUCAUAAAGGAGGAAGACAAGUUUUUGAACCUUGAUCAUUUAAGCGAUGAAGUAAUGGACGGACAACCCGACGAAGAAGAACGUCAUAUCCUUACCAUAGGAAGGGGUGAUACAAGUUCUUCGGAUUUAGACUCAGAUUGA